AUGAUUCGAUUGAUUGGCGGUGAUGACAAAUGGAGCGGCAAAGUGGAAAUCUACCGCCAUGAUGCUUGGGGUGCAGUCUGCGAUAGCAGUUGGGAUAUGAAGGACGCCACCACCGUUUGUCAUCAGUUCGGCUUCAUCGAGGCUCUGGAGGCUAAAACGGGGUUGUCCAGCCGAGAGAGUGACCGGCCGAUCGUGAUGAAUCGAGUCGCCUGUACUGGAACUGAACGACGGCUGGCUGACUGUCCGUUUGUCUGUACCGGCUCUCAGCAAUGCAGCAGCUCAACUGUAGCAGGAGUCGUUUGUAAACCAAGACCUGAUGAGCUUCGGUUGGUCGGCGGAUCUCGCACCAGCGGCCGAGUGGAGAUAUACCGUGGCGGCAGCUGGGGCACCAUCUGUGAUUCCAAUUGGAACGAGACUGAUGCGGGGAUUGUCUGCCGCCAGCUCGGUUUCUCAGACGCACUGGAGGCCAAGUCCGCUGCCCACUUCGGGCAGGGUAGCGGACCCGUCCAUAUGGAUGGCGUUGCGUGCGAAGGAUCCGAAGAGAAAAUUACCGACUGCCCUUCCUACUGCUGGGAGGAGACAAGUUGUAGCCACUCUCACGAUGCUGGAGUGAUCUGUAGUGACGGAGACACCGUAACAACCAACAAGUGACGAAAGCUAAACCGCUCAAGCAACCAGGAAGGAUAGGACACCAACUAUAUUAUUAUACACACUAAUCUCCUUUUUUUUAAAGGGACAAUUAAUAUUUGUUUCAUGGUAUUUUGGACCAUUCAAAGCGCCCAUCGUAAUUGCUGGUCGAAUUCUUCUAUACUCACGCGACUGGCCUGGGCCUAUAACCCGC
Messenger RNA from Patiria miniata (bat star), 841 nucleotides. RefSeq names its product scavenger receptor cysteine-rich domain-containing group B protein-like. Lineage: Eukaryota; Metazoa; Echinodermata; Asteroidea; Valvatida; Asterinidae. Gene Ontology annotation, cellular component: membrane. Bases 1 to 651 code for a protein of 216 amino acids. The transcript is spliced from 3 exons. The record is from RefSeq and is a predicted model, not a curated record.